Messenger RNA from Blepharisma stoltei, 2060 nucleotides. The record is from the annotation of a GenBank genome assembly. Lineage: Eukaryota; Ciliophora; Heterotrichea; Heterotrichida; Blepharismidae.
AUGGAUUUUUUACGACAAAGCCAAGAAGAUUUUGUAAAGCUUCAGCUCACCGAUAUGCUUCUUCGACCCACCAACCGCAAAAAAAUAAAAUCAAAACUUAAAAAAAUAGGCCUAUAUACGCAAAAAGAAGGAUUUCUCCAUUACAAGGAUUUUAUUUACUCUGAGCUCCCUUCUUUUGACCGUACAGCGAUGCUUAAAUCUCGAAAUAAAAAUAUAAGAAUAAGAAAUACAACUCACCUAUUCAGAAGUCCUAUAAAUCAGCCUAAAAAUCAUAGGAGAGCAAUUUCUAAUUCAUCUCCGUUAUCACGAGGACAAGCUAUAAACCGUGUAAGAAUAAAUUAAAUUAAUUAGAUUAUGGCCAUUAGACCUAAAAGCCUAGCCUUUUUGAAUAAAUUCUCAAGAUAGCAAAUUAUUUUUUCUGUCUUUUUGCCUUAUAGUGUAAGAAUAGGAAUUGUCAAUACUAAAUAUUUCAGAAAAAAUAGAAUUUCUGUGAUCUCCUGUACUCUAUAUGUAUUAUUUUCUAAAAUAAACCCUUUAGAAAGCCCUGAAUGGAAUAUUCCUAAUAAUAAGAAAAUUUCACCAAUAAAGCAUGAUUUUGUAUAUGAACAUAUUACACUGUUUCUGCAUGUAGCAAGACAUUUAAAUUCGAUACUUCCAAAUAUCCCUAUACAGGUAAGUAGUGAUAUCCGGAAACAAAUUCAAUCAGCUUUUUCGACAAUUAACUCUUCAACCCCAAAAAAAUUGCUACUAAAGCAUAAAGACCCAAGAAUUAUUAAUUAUAUAAACCAAAAAGGCUAUUGUUCUGUAUUAGCAGAGCCUCUUAACAAAUUUUUCUUUAAAAGAUACCCCACCUUUAAUGAGCAAUUUUUCGAAGAAUUUAUAUCAACAUAUAUUUUGACAAAUAUUUUGUCAAAUCAGUUAAAACUUUGUUUUGAAAUUUAUAAUAGGAAUAGUGGGACUGAUAUUUCAGCAAAAGAUAUUUUUAUUUAUUUUGAGAGCCCCUUUUUUCCAUUUAUAACAAAUGAUAUAUUUGCUAUGAGUAAUGGAAUAAUUCCUUUAUGCCAUGAAAAUACUUCAAAAUUUAUGGAUUUAAGCUCACAAUCAUUGCCUGAUAUGAAAAAUCAAGAGCAAUUUACUGUAAAAUUUAAAGAAUUUUAUAUAAUUAUUUAUUAAUAAAACAUAUAUAAAAAGAGAUAAAAACAGACACCAAGCUUAAUCCAGCACAGCAUAUAAAGCUGCCUUUUACCCAAAAAUUCCCUGAUAUUCUCCUGGCAAUUUCCUACAUUCUUCUAGGCGAAUUUUCCGCAGCUUUUUUAUGCAACCACUUUAACCUCCCAAAAUACAAAGUAAUUUCUUUUGGAAACGAGCUUUCAGUCAAAAGAAUUUCUUCAAAUUAUUUAAAUUAUUCAAAAAUCCUAGACACUCAAUGGCUUCUUUUAAAACCUGAGCUAAAAUCCUACGAUUUUAAGCCUGGCUUUGAUAUAAACCUUCUUAAAUACGCAGCAUCUACCUUCCUUUUGGCAUGUGAUAUAGACUCUAUAUGUAACGACAGGAUUUUUCAUGUAACCUCUGCCUCUUUUAAAGAAGCUUCUCCUAUCAUUUUAGGCCGUUAUUGUCCUACAAUAACCCAAAGAAUUUUUAACAGAAUGUCAAUAAAUAACAGUUCGAGUGUAAGCAUAUGGGAAUUUAUAGAUUAUAUUGAAGGGUAUUAUGAUGUAAAUUUUAAUUAGAAAGAAACAGUCCACCAGAGGAUGUUUGACAUAUUUGAUAUAAAUGGUGAUAGAGAGGUAAGUGUCCUUGAGUUUAUAUCAUUAAUUGCGACUGAAGAGACAAAAGUUUGUCCUGCACUAGAUUUUGAAGUAAAUUUGUAAAAAUUAUAUAGAAUUUCUGAUGUUUUGGAAGAAAAAAGAAGACUAUCUGAGCCUGGAAAAGGGAGCAUCAGACUGCAGCAAUAUAUAAAUUUGAUCCCAAACCCAGGAUUUCCUGAUUUUCUGGAAAAUCAAAUGAAAAAUAACCAUAAAAAUAGGUCAGCUUUGGCACAGAAAAGGCUUCAAAUUUAA